Asparagus officinalis (garden asparagus) is the source of this 1561-nucleotide messenger RNA. RefSeq names its product pectin acetylesterase 9-like. The coding region runs from base 102 to 1367 and encodes 421 amino acids. The transcript is spliced from 13 exons. The record is from RefSeq and is a predicted model, not a curated record. Gene Ontology annotation, molecular function: hydrolase activity. Lineage: Eukaryota; Viridiplantae; Streptophyta; Magnoliopsida; Asparagales; Asparagaceae.
CUCUCUCUCUCUCUCUCUCUCUCUCUCUCUUCCUGAUCGCUCUUCUUGCAAAUCAUUUUUUCUAUAAUCUUUUGUUGAAUUCCUCAAAAUUUUGGCAGAAGAUGAAGUCAGCAGUAUGGAUGGUUUUGUUCAUGUCAGCGGUAUUCAGUUCAUUUCAGAAAAUCAAUUCUCAAUUAGUCGUUAACCUUACGGUUAUCCAUAAUGCUACCUCUUUAGGAGCAGUUUGUUUGGAUGGAAGCCCGCCAGGAUAUCACCUCCAUAGAGGAUUUGGCUCUGGCGCUCAAAACUGGAUUUUACAGAUGGAGGGAGGAGCAUGGUGUAAUGAUGAGCUCUCAUGUUAUCUUAGAUCAAAGACUGCGUAUGGGUCCUCUCUAUAUAUGGGCAGCUGGAAUUUCUCUGGCAUUCUCAGCAAUGAUCCCAACAUGAACCCUGACUUUUACAACUGGAAUCGUGUAUUUCUUCGGUAUUGUGAUGGUGCUUCGUUUGCUGGCAAUUCGGAGUACAGAAACGGGACAAAGAGGCUCUACUUUAGAGGGCUCAGGAUAUGGGAUGCCAUCGUUCAUGACCUUUUCCCUGAAGGGCUACAACAUGCAGAAAAGGCACUUCUUUCUGGAUGUUCAGCUGGAGGGCUAGCUACUUUUCUCCACUGUGACAAUUUUUCUCAGCUUUUUCCUGAGACAACCAUUGUAAAAUGCAUGAGCGAUGCAGGGUUUUUCCUUGAUGUGAAGGACAAAUCUGGCUAUAACAAUAUAAGGCACUUUUUCCGCAGUCUUGUUAAAUUUCAGGGAGUAGAACAAUCUCUGAGUGAAAAAUGUGUAAAUUCUCACCAUGAUCCCUACCUGUGUUUCUUUCCGCAACAUGCAUUAAAACAUAUAAGAAUACCGUAUUUUGUAUUGAACUCAGCAUAUGAUGUGACCCAGGUUGAUAAUAUAUUUGUUCCCCUUUCUUCUGAUCCGUGUGGGCACUGGAAAAAUUGCAAGUUAAACUACACAAUGUGUACUCCGAAUGAGAUCAAUAUCCUGCAAGGAUAUAGGUCACAAAUGCUGAAAGCUCUUAGAUCAACUAAGUUCUUGGAAAAUGGUGGUGGAAUGUUCAUAAACUCUUGCUUUUCCCAUUGCCAGAGUGAAGAACAGUAUAGCUGGUUUGCACCAUUAUCCCCAAAAGUGCACAAUAAGACUAUCGCAGUGGCCGUCGGAGAUUGGUACUUUGGGAGGGAAGUCAGUGUGGAAGUAGAUUGCCCAUAUCCUUGUAACCCUACUUGUCUUAAACCCAACUCUCUAAUUCAGAUUGUUGACCUACAAGGACGAGCGCAGAAUUUAAACGUAACCGAGAAGAAUCCCCACAAGAAAAAUUCAUGCUCGCACUAACGUGAAUCUGGUAGCCAUGAUUCUUCGAAGGAAGAAGAUGACUAGAAUUUCUAGGAGUUUCGGAAAUUAUAUAUCAUCCAGUUUAUAAGAAAUAACCAUGGACCUUUUUUUUUUGUUAUUGUUGUUAUUAUUUGAAUGUAUUUAAGUUGCGUAAAGAUUCUAAACUUUUUAUGUACAUACAUUUUUUGUCGUAA